GCCCCGGACCCCCCACUUCUGCGCGUUGCUGGCAAUCAGAUCGCGUUUAAGCAAUUUCCUAAGCCCAAGAAUAGCAAUGAGUCGGAAGACUUUCGCGGGCUGAAUUUGGGAGCUCCAAGCACUGUCCCCCCCACACACACUUUUUUUUUUUCUGGAGACGUGGGGGGGCUACAAUUUGGAAACGGCGUGGUUUUUGUUUUUUUGUGUUUUUUGGGGGGUUUUGUUUUUUUUUUCAGUCUUGCACUUUGAAACCGCGGGGCUGUUAGCAGGGUGCGCGCGUGUGGUUGGUGCCUAUUUUUUUUUUCCCUUCCCCUGCCUAAACUCCUCUGUCAGCCUGUAAACAUUACCUGAGAAUUCCCCAGCCGAAACGGCUGCUGGGGCAAGAAACUUCUUGUUAGAGCUUUCCACCUCCGGCUUCCCCUCCACCCCUCUUACUGUCCCAACUUUUUGAGACGCUUUUUCUCCUCUUUUGGCGGAUUUAGCUUUUUUUCUCUUUUUUUUUCCUCUCAUUUUUCUUUUUUUUUUUCUUACCCGGUGCUUUGCAUUUGGGGAGAGUUGAUUUCGAGAGUGGCAAGGUGGGACGCCUCUCUCUUGCUUACUCGGUUCACUUAUUACUGUUUGGGGUGUUUUCUUUUUCAAUUCCUGUUUUGUUCGGUCCGGGGAGUUUCGCCCCUUGGCCGGCUCCGCGGCGCGGACGAUGGGGUGGAAAUGGCUAGGCGCGCUGGUGGUGUUCCCACUGCAGAUGGUUUAUCUGGUGGUGAAAGCAGCCGUCGGGCUGCUGCUACCCGCCAAGCUGCGGGACCUGUCGCGGGAGAACGUCCUCAUCACCGGCGGCGGGAGAGGCAUCGGGCGCCAGCUAGCUCGCGAGUUUGCAGAGCGCGGCGCGAGAAAGAUCGUUCUCUGGGGCCGGACAGAGAAAUGCCUGAAGGAGACGACAGAGGAGAUUCGGCAGAUGGGCACAGAGUGCCACUACUUCAUCUGUGACGUGGGCAACCGGGAGGAGGUGUACCAGACAGCCAAAGCUGUCCGGGAGAAGGUGGGCGACAUCACCAUCCUGGUGAACAACGCCGCCGUGGUCCACGGGAAGAGUCUGAUGGACAGCGACGAUGACGCCCUCCUCAAGUCCCAGCACAUCAACACCCUGGGCCAGUUCUGGACCACCAAGGCCUUCCUGCCACGCAUGCUGGAGCUGCAGAACGGCCACAUUGUGUGCCUCAACUCCGUGCUGGCGCUGUCCGCCAUCCCCGGGGCCAUCGACUACUGCACGUCCAAGGCCUCGGCCUUCGCCUUCAUGGAGAGCCUGACGCUGGGGCUGCUGGACUGUCCGGGCGUCAGUGCCACCACCGUGCUGCCCUUCCACACCAGCACCGAGAUGUUCCAGGGCAUGCGCAUCAGGUUUCCCAACCUCUUCCCCCCGCUGAAGCCGGAGACGGUGGCCCGGAGGACGGUGGAAGCUGUGCAGCUCAAUCAGGCCCUCCUCUUGCUGCCGUGGACAAUGCACGCCCUCGUUAUCUUGAAAAGCAUACUUCCACAGGCUGCACUUGAGGAGAUCUACAAAUUCUCAGGAACCUACACCUGCAUGAACACUUUCAAAGGACGGGCAUAGAGGCAGAACGCAGAGAUGUUCUCAAGGAGCCACAGAGCCUGGGGUGGCCACGGCACCUGGGCACACACCCACGGGCCUGUCCCUUGGCGCCCUUCCGCCGGGGGAGCAGGACUGCUCCUGUCCAGGGGGAGGAUCUAUCUGCACCUCCCAGGCCAGCCCCAGGACCUUUGCACAGGACUGAUGGGCAUAACUGACCCCCAUGGGGAGGCAAGAAACCAGCCAGCAGCUGCCUUGACAUUUCUAAUUCUGUAGAAUUUAUUGUUAAAUUGCUUAUCAAGUCUAACCAGCCUCAGCAGUGUGCAUAGACUAUUUCUGGGAGGGGCUGUCCCAGAUGCCCUUCCUUCCCCUCCACAAUCCACUCACCCUAAGCUUGCACAAACUGGUUGAACGGCAGGAAUGGAAAAUAAAGAGAGAUGGCUUUUGCGA
Messenger RNA from Choloepus didactylus (southern two-toed sloth), 2032 nucleotides. RefSeq names its product dehydrogenase/reductase 3 (gene DHRS3). The transcript is spliced from 6 exons. The record is from RefSeq and is a predicted model, not a curated record. The coding region runs from base 698 to 1606 and encodes 302 amino acids. Lineage: Eukaryota; Metazoa; Chordata; Mammalia; Pilosa; Megalonychidae. Gene Ontology annotation, molecular function: oxidoreductase activity, acting on the CH-OH group of donors, NAD or NADP as acceptor. Gene Ontology annotation, cellular component: lipid droplet.